Messenger RNA from Haliotis rubra (blacklip abalone), 839 nucleotides. RefSeq lists its product as uncharacterized. The record is from RefSeq and is a predicted model, not a curated record. Bases 108 to 839 code for a protein of 243 amino acids. Gene Ontology annotation, biological process: protein deubiquitination. Lineage: Eukaryota; Metazoa; Mollusca; Gastropoda; Lepetellida; Haliotidae. Gene Ontology annotation, molecular function: cysteine-type deubiquitinase activity. The transcript is spliced from 5 exons.
ACCUUCAGCACCUGGAUGAUAUCUCCUGGGUAGACAGUCUUCCUGACUAUUGCCGCAUUCACAAUGAAUCGGUCAACUCAGCAAUUGGUUGCAGUCCUUACAGAGCCAUGUUUGGAUUCCAUCCACACCAUAUCACCAGGCUGUUGAAAGCAGGAGGGAAAAGUAUGGAUGGAUACACAUGUGAAGGCAAUGCAGAAUAUGAAACUGUUGAAGAACAUUCUCAGGUUAGUGAAGGGACCCUUAGCAGAUUGAAAGAACUGCAAGACAUCAGGAGAGAAGUCCUGAUAAAAUCAGACAAAUCUUCAUCGAAAAUGGUGGAUAAACAUUUGAAGACCAAUCCCCCUUCUCAGUAUGAAGUGGGGGAGAUUGUCCUUGUUCGUCAUCUGGGCAAGGACAAAGGAGUAACCAGGGGUGGGCAGAAGAUCACCUCUCCAAAAGCUGUUGAGGAUAUCUACAUGAAUGUCAGGGCACUACAAAAACAAAUGAUGACCCCAACAGCACUAUCUUAUGACCAUCUUCUCCAGAAAUUAGAAGACUUGGCAAGGGAAAGGGGCCGUGUAGUGAAACACAACUCAGGUGGAGGAAACUGCAUGUUUCUGUCCCUGAGUGACCAGAUCUAUCAUGUGCUGAACUUGGAAAUGAAUGCUCUGGAGGUUAGGGACAACAUUGUGGAGCAUCAGGACACACCCAAUACAAUUGAUGGAACACCACUGGAUCAGUUUGUCUGCACACAGCAGUCAUGGGAAGAUUACCUUUCAACCAUGGAGGCCCCUGGCACCUGGGGUGAUCACCUGGUUCUCCUGGUGCUGCAGAGUUCCUCCAAGCUGACAUUGAGGUAA